CGGGGGGCGGGCUCGGGCUCUGGGGAGUCCUUGUGCUGCUGGGGCUCCGGUGCCGCCGAGCGGGGCGCGCGCUGCCCGACUGCAAACGCAGCCGGGCGCAGCCGCAGCCCGUGGCGAUGCUCGGUGCUUGCGGAGCUGCAGCGCUUGGCGCGGGGCCCGGGUGGCGCUGCGAACCGGGGGCUGCCGGGAGGAAGCGGCGGCCGGGCCGGCCCUGAGUCAGCGGCGCCUCCGCAACCAGAUUGAAAGAUUACAAACAACUGUCCUGUAAAAACAAGACGGGAAAAACAAUCUUACUUGGCAACAAUGAGGUAUUUUCACUUAUGUAAGCUUCCAGGAAGAGUUAUGGGAAUCCAUCUACUAUACUUCACUACCAUGGUGAUCGUUAUCUUACUUCUUGUGGCAGGGGCUUUAACAGCUUUGCUGCCCAAUAUCAAAGAUGACAAAAUGCCCAACUUAAGAAGGGAACCAAAAACCUCGAGUCAGUCUGCCUUGGAUUCGUUUACUCUUAUUAUGCAGACAUAUAACAGAACUGACUUACUGCUAAAGCUUUUAAAUCAUUACCAAGCCAUCCCCCACCUACAUAAAGUAAUUGUUGUGUGGAACAACAUUGGUGAGAAGAUACCAGAGGAAAUGUGGAAUUCCUUGGGGCCUCAUCCUGUCCCUGUUGUCUUUAAAGUUCAAACUGUAAAUCGCAUGAGGAACAGACUCCAGAAUUUCCCUGAACUGGAAACAAAAGCUGUUUUAAUGAUGGAUGAUGAUACACUAGUCAGCGCUCAUGACCUUGCUUUUGCCUUUUCUGUUUGGCAGCAAUUUCCAGACCAUAUAGUGGGAUUUGUUCCUCGAAAGCACGUUUGUACUCCUUCAGGUGUAUACAGUUAUGGCAGCUUCGAAUUGCAGAACCCUGGAUUUGGAAAUGGAGAUCAGUAUUCUAUGGUUCUUAUUGGUGCAGCAUUCUUUCAUAGUGGGUAUUUAGAAGACUUUCAACGACAGCCGGAAGCUGUUUAUGCCUUAAUAGAUGAAACUCAAAACUGUGAUGAUAUUGCCAUGAAUUUUCUGGUAGCCAAGCGUACUGGAAAGCCUGCAGGAGUGUUUGUGAAGCCUGUUGAUAUACGGAAUUUAGAAAAAGACACUAACAGUGGCUAUUCUGGAAUGUGGCACCGAGCAGAGCAUUUGUUACAGAGAUCUUACUGUGUAAAUAAACUGGUUAAUAUUUACGAUGGCAUGCCUUUAAAAUAUUCCAAUAUCAUGAUUUCUCAGUUUGGCUUUCCUAAUUAUGCCAAUCACAAAAAUAAAAUGUAAGCCAGUGAAUUUAAGGGGCUAAAUGAUAAACAGUACUCAGUGAAUUGUACUGAGUUCAAAGAGAGAAGGUGUAAUUACUUGCAUCUUGGCCAUCCUUAUUUGUUGCACCUGAAUUUUUUCCAUUUAGCUUUUUGUGAGGGUUUUUUUCCCCUUUCUUACUAAUUCUCCAAGGUAAGUUUUGAGAAAACUUAAACGACUAUUUACUAAAAUUCAGCUGUCAUAAAAUCAUCCUCUUUCCUUAAAAGCUGAAAAGCUAUUACAAUUAAUUGGGCCAGUUCUCCAGAAACAUGCAGACAAAAAUGCACUUCUACUCUUCAGUGCUUAUGGUUUGAUUUUGGUUUUUUUAAUAUAUGUAUCUAGUCAUAUGAAGUCUAAGCAUAUAUCUGAUAGUUAUAUGGUGAGAUGCUUCUUGGCCUCCCCCCCUCUUCUCCUCACCUCCUCUUACCCAGUUCUCAGUAAACUAUAGGACUACAGCAAGCUGUUGGCCAGGCAUCUAGACUCCUGUACAAAAUCCCUCUGAAGUCUGUAUACAAGCCAUUCUAUAUUCUGAGCUGUUCCUGAAGCUGCUGUGAAAGCAAGCCACAGAGUACCUCACAUUAAUCUCAGAUAGUCAUAAAAUCAUUGCCUAUGAUGUCGAUUGCUGCUGACAUAAUGGAAAAUUAUUUCUGAUGUGGCUUUUUUUUUCCUACUACUAAUUUGCCUACAGUUGCUGAAACACUCAAAGCAUCUGAAAGGUAAAACCUAGCAAUUGGAAAUGUAAGAAACAUGAAUACGUGAAAUGUGAAACUUUAUAUAAGCAGCCAGAAGAAAUGGAUGGGAUAUUACUUAUUAAUACUCUCUUUAGUACUUAAUUUUAGUUGGCUAUUUUGCAUGCACAUUGUUAUUAAAAUGUGCCCAAGAAAAUACUCACUUCUUAAAAAAAAAAUCUCGUUUACAAUUCCUAAUAGUAGCAAGAUUUUCUACAGAGUGUACAUUUUGUAAUAUUACAGGUCUACUAUUUUUUUAACUACUCUUUCAAUUGAGUGUGUACUUUACUUUUGGGUUCCUUUCAUCUCUGUUUUUGGUGGCUAUGACAACAGAACUAAAAUGUGCCAUGCAUAGGUAAAGCAUUGUUGAAGUAUUUUAGGGUACAGUGAUGUUUCACAGGGCUGGACUAUUAGUCUCCAAAUUCCCUGGUUUCAUCUAUAGCAAGAAAUGAAGCCAUUAACAGCAGUGGGACCCUCUAGUUGAGGACACUAGUUAACAUAGACAGGAUGAACCUUUUCCACUGGAGUUGGAGAAGUUUUUUUGUGGUACUGAGGAAAGAACAAAAGACAGUGAUUUUCCAGGAUCAUGGAGAGGAAUCAAAUUUGGCAUCUGAAGUAGAUUUAGGGUCAUUUGCAUUAGCUUUUAAUUGAUUAUUGGUUCAAAGGUAUCUAUGGGCAAUCAGUAAUAGCUAAUACCUGGUACCCAAAUAGCAUCUGCACAAAUGGUGUAUAAUUGUAUUAUUUUUUAUAAUAAGUUAGCUGAAUAAAAGGUGGUUGAAAAACAUGACAAGUCUUUUACCACAGAGUUAAUUCUGGGUGUGAGUCUUUGGAUUUCUUCGGGGAAAUGGAGUAUUCUCUUGCCUUGUUCUAUCAGUGUUAAUGGAUUUGCUUUCUUUUUGGUGAAGUCUUCCUAGUACUUCUGUAAGGUUUAAAGGGCAAAAUCUUAACGUGGCAAUGUAAAGUCUGCAUAAUUUUGUUGUAAUAGUGAAAAGUAGCUUUUAGGUACUGUGCUGUAGUGAUAAACAGUAUACAAACAGGUCUAUGAUCUCUCCAGAAAUGCAGCUUCCCUAGUGGUAGUUUACUGCAUUUCAUUUUCUUACUGGUCUGUAAUUUCCAUUCUGUGCAAUAUCAGCUAGAAUUGUGAAGACUCACAGGUGUUGUUUACCUUACUUUUAAAAUGUGAAAUGAACUGUCAGGUCAGCCAAAUCUCAUUACUGGGUUCUUGUUAGAGUGAAGAAGUUGGUUUUGGUUGAUUGUUUUGGGUUUUUUUCAUUCUUCUGUACCAGUGAAUGAAUUGCUAGAAAGACCUUUUAUUAUACUGAUAACUUUAAUUUGUACAAUUGUCAAAUAAAAUACAUAAAACAGG
Molecule: messenger RNA, 3411 nt
Organism: Cuculus canorus (common cuckoo)
Lineage: Eukaryota; Metazoa; Chordata; Aves; Cuculiformes; Cuculidae
Gene: EXTL2
Product: exostosin like glycosyltransferase 2
Exons: 5
Coding region: 304-1299 (331 amino acids)
Cellular component (GO): membrane
Molecular function (GO): glycosyltransferase activity
Source: RefSeq, a predicted model, not a curated record